Molecule: messenger RNA, 1566 nt
Organism: Trichobilharzia szidati
Lineage: Eukaryota; Metazoa; Platyhelminthes; Trematoda; Strigeidida; Schistosomatidae
Source: the annotation of a GenBank genome assembly
AUGGAGCAUCAGAUCACGCCAGCAGCGUAUGUUCUUUUUGACGAGUUAUACACCAAUGAUGAUAUCUUUCGCUCUAUAAUUCGGAAUAAAGGAGCAUUAAAUGUUCGUCUUCUUGGAAGAUUUUCUGCCUUUGAAGCUGACAAUAACUUGGUUGAACUUCUGUCUCCAUUCGUUGGGGAUUCCUUACCCUGUGUUAUUGUAGAUGUGAAAUUUUUAAUGGAUAAUCAGAAACAGUGCUUUUCAAAUACAUUGGCCUAUGAACGUUUCAUUCAAUUCAUUGGAGAAUUGAAUAUAUCACCAAUAAAUGGAAAACAUUAUAGACUUACAGCAUUUUCAUUCACUUUCAUGGAUGGUGUAAACUUAGAGUUAUAUAAAACUGCAACAAAAAUAACUCGAAAUUAUGUUAAAUACUUGCCUUCUCGCUGUUGUUUGCGACAAGAAAGCGUUCGUCUUUGUAAAAAAGUAUUUGUCGGUGAUAAUUUUGCAAAACCUAAUUCCUUUAUAAAUAAUAUAAAUGCUAUUGAAAAAUCAGGAAUUUCUAUCGAAAAUCCCUCUGAUAGCAUGCAAAGAUAUUUUACUUUAUUCGUAAUUGAUAUUGAUGUGUACAAACGGCAGUAUGAGACAACAACAACAACAACAUUUAUGGGAUUAGAGAAUAAUCAUGAUAACCUUGCUAAUGGCAAUAAAAACUCUUAUGAAAAUUUAAAUCAGUACGUACAAGUUAUUUAUGCUGCCUAUAAUAUUCCUGCCAGUUGUUUUAAGUCUUCGACUUAUUGUAGACCGGAUGAUUUGCAUUCAGUUAGUAAGCCUUAUUGUUUUAGUGAAUAUGAUGAAUACAAUCGCAUACGAGUAUUUCUCUUAGAACAAGUCAGAAACAGUAUGCCAGCAAUUAUGCAAAUGACAAAUAAAACCAAUUACAGAGAUUUCUAUAAUCCAGUCUACUACAAAGGUUAUCCAUUUAGAAUAAAUGAAUACUAUUAUCAAAGGUGUAAACGUUCAAAGAAGUAUGAUAUGUUUAUGCUCAAUCAUGGUGAAUAUCUUUCUAGUAAUUAUGAUAUUAAUUUAAGGGAAAGAGUAAGUCAAUUUUUCAGUAGACAUGACAAUACUACAACUGACAGUAUUCAUAGUACCAUAGUAGAUUACUUCCCGAAGUUAAUCAUUACAAAUGAAACUAUUCAAUAUGAAGAGUCGACAUGUUUUUUAUGGGGAGAAUGGAUUGGGAGAGUAUUACACAUCCCAUCUUUAUUCGAACAUCAUCGUUCAUGUAAUAAUGAUCCAAUGAGAUGGGAAAAAGAACACCAAAUUCAUGGAAGCAAUUUAACCGACUACUUAAUCCAACGGGCUAAUCAAUGGUUUACUUUUGCUAAAAUUAACUAUGUUCAUUUAUUCAUGCAUGAAAAACGUGCAUCACAGCUGCAAGAAUUAUUGUCAAGGAACAUAAAAGAGUUAUUCAAUAUCAGAAUAAGUUAUCGAGCUGCGAAAUGCAUAAGGAUUGUAUCAAGGUUAUAUUUAUUUGAACAACUUCUUAGAAAAUUUAAUUAUAUCUGGGAGCCUAUCGCCCCUUAA